UGCAUCUAUAACAGGGAGCUGUCUGCACCGGGCUGUGUGGGGGGUGAGACUAGCUCCUCACUCUGACCGGACCGGAUCUGAACAGACCAGGCAGGACUGGAUGGUGUUUGGCUUCUCAAACAGAACUUGGCAAUCUAAAGCUGACUCCUGUGGAAGAGGACGGCAUCAGAGAAAAAGGCUGCAAGUGUGAGCUGCAGACUAUCUGGGUUGUAAAUGAAGGAUUGAAGAGGUGACUGCACAGAAGCGUGAUGGCGGGGUGGGGGCUCCUUACCCCUUUCCAUCUUCUUCUUCUCUUUCUUGUCCUGGGGGGAAUCCUUCCUGAUGCCUUAGGCGCCGGCUACCUGUCUGGAUAUCGCCUCAGGUCUCGCUUGCAGAAGGACCGCAGCAUCCGCAACAUCCGGCCCAACAUCAUUCUCAUUCUUACGGAUGAUCAGGAUAUAGAACUGGGCUCAAUGCAGGCCAUGAACAAAACUCGGCACAUCAUGGAAAAGGGCGGCACACAUUUUUCAAAUGCCUUCUCCACCACGCCCAUGUGCUGCCCGUCCCGCUCCUCCAUCCUGACCGGGAAGUACGUACACAAUCACCACACGUACACCAACAACGAGAACUGCUCCUCCCCCUCGUGGCAGGCGCACCACGAGCCGCAUACCUUCGCUGUGCACCUCAACCAUUCCGGCUACAGAACAGCCUUCUUUGGAAAAUAUCUGAACGAGUACAAUGGCUCCUAUGUGCCCCCUGGAUGGAGGGAAUGGGUAGCACUGGUGAAGAACUCACGCUUCUACAACUACACCCUCUGCAGAAAUGGAGUACGAGAGAAACACGGCAGCAACUACCCAAAGGACUACCUGACAGACAUCAUUACCAACGACAGCAUCAACUACUUCCGUAUGUCUAAGCGGAUGUAUCCACAUCGGCCCGUCAUGAUGGUCCUGAGCCAUGUUGCCCCGCACGGCCCAGAAGAUUCUGCCCCGCAGUACAGCUCUGCCUUCCCCAACGCAUCGCAGCACAUAACACCGAGUUACAACUACGCCCCCAACCUGGACAAACACUGGAUCCUCCGCUACACCGGACCUAUGAAGCCUGUCCACAUGCAAUUUACUAACAUGCUUCAGCGCAGGAGGAUGCAGACGCUCCUGUCUGUGGAUGACAGUGUGGAGAAGGUGUACGACAUGCUGGUGGAGACAGGUGAACUGGACAACACAUACAUCAUCUACACCUCAGAUCACGGUUAUCACAUCGGCCAGUUCGGUCUGGUGAAGGGAAAAUCGAUGCCUUAUGAGUUUGACAUCCGGGUGCCCUUCUAUAUGCGAGGACCUAAUGUGGAGCAAGGCGCAACUAAUCCUCACAUAGUGUUAAACAUUGACCUGGCACCGACUCUGCUGGACAUGGCUGGUGUUGAUAUCCCUGCAGAAAUGGAUGGCAAGUCCAUUCUCAAGCUGCUGUCCACAGACCGUCCAGUAAACAGGUUCCAGCUGAGCAGAAAGAGUAAAACAUGGAGAGACUCGUUCCUGGUGGAGAGGGGGAAGCCUGCUCACAAGAGAUCAGAUGGGAAGGAAAUGGCCCAGGAGGAGAACUUCCUGCCAAAAUACCAGAGGGUGAAGGACUUAUGCCAGAAAGCAGAGUACCAGACCUCCUGUCAGCAGCCAGGACAGAAGUGGCAGUGUGUGGAGGAUUCAACAGGCAAGCUGAGGCUGUUUAAGUGUAAGGGCAUGGCCAGUCUCUUUGCUCCACGUAUGCAGGCGCUGAUGGCCAGCAGUGCCUCCACAAUGUCUCUCGCAUCCAAUUCUGACAGCUGCAAUUGCGGCGAUUUGGGCUUUAAAACAUCCACCCUGAAGAAGAAGAGGCUGCUAAACAAAAAGAAUUCGUCUGUCUCAUCUUAUGCAGAGAUGAAGUCCAGCACGACUGUGUCCAGGAGGCGCUGGGCCCGCUCGGUGUCCUUUGAGCUGGAUGGAGACCUGUAUGCUGUAGACCUGGAGAAGGGCUAUCAACCCCUAGGAUCCAGGAACAGCAGCUGGAGCAGAGACUGGUCAAACAGAGGAGGGAAUGAGCAAGAAGAUGAAGAAUUCAGUGGCAUGGGAGUUACAGCUAAAUCCACCACCAGCACCAAACUCACACCACCUGCUGCUCUUAAAGUCACGUACAGAUGUUCCAUCCUAAUGAAUGACACGGUUAAGUGUGACGGGGGUCUUUAUAAAUCCCUUCAGGCGUGGAAAGACCACAAACUGCACAUUGAGCAUGAGAUUGAAACUUUGCAGACCAAAAUCAAGAAUUUGCGUGAGGUCAAAGGUCACCUGAAAAAGAUUCGGCCAGAGGAAUGUCAGUGUAAUUCUCCCAGUUAUCUGCUCAAGAGUAAAGAGGCUUCCCUACUCAAUGCAGGACAGAUGCGCUCACUCAGAAUAUCAUCCAAGCAGAAGACGCAGUGGCUUCAGAAGGAACAGAAACGCAGAAAAAAACUGCGUAAAUUCCUCAAGAGGCUUCAGAACAAUGACACCUGCAGCAUGCCUGGCCUCACCUGCUUCACCCAUGACAACCAUCACUGGCACACUGCCCCCUUCUGGACAAUGGGUCCAUUCUGUGCAUGCACCAGCGCCAACAACAACACAUACUGGUGCCUCAGGACCAUCAAUGACACACACAACUUCCUGUUCUGUGAAUUUGCCACCGGCUUCCUGGAAUACUUUGACCUCAACACCGACCCGUACCAGCUGAUAAAUGCUGUCAGCACUCUCAACCGCAACGCUCUGAACUCAAUGCAUCAGCAGCUCAUGGGCUUACGGGGCUGUAAGGGCCAUAAGCAGUGCAGCCCAGAGAAGGGAGGAAGGGAACGAAGCCACAUCAGUGAAUACAGGCCAGUUCAUCGCCGAAAGAGGCCAAAAGUGAAGAAGCCCUCCUCCAAGUCGCUGGGGCAGAUUUGGGAAGGCUGGGUUGGCUAACCACCUGCAUCCCACACCCGACCGUAUGGCCUCCUCCGAGCAGAGGAAGGAAAACGAUGACGGAAGGCAAACCUAAGGACCUUGACUACACUUCGUUGGACCAUAACCUGAGAUACUUCUCUAAUCAGCUGCUUUUUGUAGCCCUCACCCAAGUCAAGGAGUACCAACGGCUGAGGGGAAGCUUCGGGACACAUGACCAUUAACAUCUGUCAGACUCCAGCUGUGAGCAGGAUGCUGAUGCAGUGUGAUGUCCAGAAGCCAUGCUUGUAGAUAAUAUCCAGUUCAUCGCUUUAAUUUGCUGUCCUUUGUGUCAUACGGGACUGGGUGGAAGCAUGAUGAGCUGCUACACAACGAUGUCAUGGCUUCACGACGUCUUUGUGGUCCACGCUGACAAUAAACUCUGGACUUUAAGACGACCACCUCGAUCAGAUUUUUUUUGCCAUAAUCCUUUUGUAUUAUAGUUGACCUUAACACUAAUGAAUGUCUUUUUCUGAACAGCGAUCUCCCUCACAGGCGGACAGAGUUGGCCUGUAGUGACUCGACUCCUCACACCGACUCUUCUGCAGGUCUGUUCGUUCACCUGAACCGGCCUGAACCGCUUUCUCACAAUCCCCCCGAGUAUUUGACACAAUGUGCUAGUGAAUUUUAUCCUUUUGUAUUGUCAGUACCACCCUAGAAGCUCCCAAAUAGUUUGUUCAGCUUGCUGUACAUGGUGCUACAGGAUAACAAUACAGAAAUAAAAUCGCUGUACAGUACAGUAUGUAUUUGAAUGUAUGUUGUGCAAUUAAUAUAAAUGUUUACAAUAUUUUUUAUAAUACUGAAGAGGCAGACCUCAUUGUACAAGUUGACAAAAUGUCGGGGAAAUGUAGCCUGAGAAAUGUGAUUUGUUCAUUUGUCAUUUCCUUCUUUACAUGAGAAAAGCACUUAAAGGGUUCACUGUGACAAGAUGCGCCAUGUACGUUGAUGAAUAUACAUUACUCUGUGCCAGAAGAAAACACAACAGUGUUCUACUCGUUGAUGUGAAGUUUAACUGCUCGGCUUCUUAGCUUUUUAUUUUAUUUCUUUUGCAAAUAUUUUAAUAGAGCCUAGAGUACUGAUAGUAAUUGUGAAUAAAGUGUUGGUUGACCAGA
Melanotaenia boesemani (Boeseman's rainbowfish) is the source of this 4063-nucleotide messenger RNA. RefSeq names its product sulfatase 2a (gene sulf2a). Gene Ontology annotation, molecular function: N-acetylglucosamine-6-sulfatase activity; calcium ion binding; glycosaminoglycan binding. The coding region runs from base 249 to 2933 and encodes 894 amino acids. NCBI's taxonomy places the organism in Eukaryota, Metazoa, Chordata, Actinopteri, Atheriniformes, Melanotaeniidae. Gene Ontology annotation, cellular component: cell surface; plasma membrane; endoplasmic reticulum. The record is from RefSeq and is a predicted model, not a curated record. The transcript is spliced from 22 exons.